UGGCAGUCUUUGAAUGCUCUACUAAUAUUGAAUAUAGAUAGCUGGGACAUGACCCCCUGCUUCCCUUAACCAAAAUGUAUGAAUAGAAAUAAAAUAUUAUAACUAUAAACAGAUUUGAGUCCUCGAAUAAAGAGAACUCAUUACUUGUUGGUUGGAAAUUGCGAUAUACCUGAUUAGGAUCUUGAUAGUGAGCAUCUGAAUCUACAUCAUAUGACAAAUGUAGGCAUAAGAAGUAUGUGAUCAAUACUUUGAAUACACUGAGCAUGUGAGAUAUGCACAAUGUUCUAAUAAGUUAAGCAUGGUGAACUUGAGAUGGUAAACUGAACGUGGAACUAAUACAUAAAAGCUCAUGCAAUGACCAAGAAAUAAACAUGUAAAUGAUCAAUACUAUACUGAAUAAAUUAAAAACGGGUUCAUGCAAUAUAGAGAUACUAAUAACCGAUGUACUUUGUCUGAGCUAGAUAAAGUCCAACAUGUACCCCAAUUGGAAGGACGCUUGUACCUUACCAAGUGUACAAACACUGACUGACAUAGAUUCACUAAAUUGAUGUCCAAAAGGACUAAUGGUGUCAAGUCUGAUUUGACGGGUGACCCUUUUGUAACUACGAUGACACGUAGUUCUGGACUUAGGAUUUGCUACUAAAGGUCUCAAACUAACUGAUGGAUGAGUCUUCAUCCCUGCAUCCGCUUGGUAGUAAGUAAUAUUCAAUAGCUAAAUAAUACUCUUUAAACAUGUGGAACUGAAAGACUGAGUAUAAAACUAUAAAUUUAUGGAAUACUAGGGGAUUGGCUAUUCAUAACCCACCACUCCAAAAAGUACAACUAAUCAUGAGAAUUUAUAUAUUAUGAACGGAAUAUGCAAAUAAAUAGCACAAGUCCAAAGGCAUGAAUUUCUAUAUUCUCAGAGUUCAUGAAAUAUACCUAUACAAAGAUACUAACUACAUGGGAAAACAUGUAUUCAUAGACUAUCCAUGAGAAGGAACUGAAAUAUAAGUGGGAGGAACAUACCUUGGUGUCGAAGAUGAAGGAGAGGAGAGAAUUUAAGAGAAAAUAAGCCCAACUUAAUAUAGAUAUUUUUCAAAAAGAAAUUCUACUGACCAACUUAAUAUUGGAAAUCAUUUUUCAAGAAAAUAGUAUUCAGAAAAUAAUUAAUUUUUAGAAAAAUAUUUUCUGCGGUACCAAAUACAGUGGAUCUUAAAUCUACUCAUCUAUGAAGUCCCUAUACAAAAACAAAACUGAGUUUCUAGGAAAUUGCUUUUGUAGGGGACCAAGUCUUUGUUUACAACUAUUAUUGCUUUUAUGAAGUCAACUCCUUUGAUUUGUGAUUUGAGUUCACAUACUUGUUUCUAAAUAUGUUUUGUUUUCUUGGUAUGUAACCAAAGCUUUAGGAAAGAAGAAUUAGUUUGUGUUGUAAAACAAGACUUAGAUUGUUUGUUUUUCAUUUGGAAAACUAUGGGUUCCAGUCAUGGAAAAUCUUCAACUAUCAGGGAUCAAUCAGUUGAAGGCACAGUAUCCUCAGAUGUAGUUGAGACAUUUGUGGCAGAAGAGAAGGAAGAAAUCCUUCACACCAGGAGACAAAAACCGAAUCCAAGACUCAGCAGAGGAGUACCAAAAGGGAUAGAAGGUGAACUAGUUGUUGCUGGAUGGCCUAACUGGCUUGUUUCAGUUGCAGGUGAUGCUUUGAAUGGAUGGCUUCCAAGAAGAGCUGAUACAUUUGAGAAAAUAGAUAAAAUUGGUCAGGGAACUUACAGUAAUGUCUACAAGGGUCGCGAUCGUUUGCUCAAUAAGGUUGUUGCUCUGAAGAAGGUUCGCUUUGACAAUCUUGAUCCUGAGAGUGUCAAGUUUAUGGCAAGAGAGAUCAUUCUAUUGAGAAGGCUUGGUGAUCACCCGAAUGUUAUCAAAUUGGAAGGUGUAGUCACCUCAAAAAUGUCCUAUAGUUUGUACCUUGUUUUUGAUUGCAUGGAAUAUGAUCUCAAGGGAAUUCAAGAACAGAAAGGUGUCAAGUUAUCUGAACCUGAGAUCAAAUGUUACAUGAACCAGCUGCUUAAAGGGCUUGAUCACUGCCAUAGCCGUGGUAUCUUGCAUCGAGAUGUAAAGACUUCUAACCUGUUAGUUAAUAAAGAUGGUAUCUUGAAAAUUGCAGAUUUUGGGCUGUCAACAUUUUUUGAUCCAGAACAAAGCAUCCCCUUAACUAGCCGGAUUGUAACUCUCUUCUAUAGGCCACCGGAACUUUUGCUUGGAUCAAAUUAUUAUGGAGUUGGAGUUGAUUUAUGGGGUGUUGGUUGUGUACUUGGUGAACUAUUUACUGGCAAGCCAAUUAUGCCUGGUAGAACUGAAGUAGAGCAACUGCAUAAAAUCUUCAAGCUCUGUGGUUCUCCAUCUGAUGAUUUUUGGAAAAAAUCCAAAUUGCCCAAUGCAGUAAUGUUCCAGCCAAUAGAGCCUUAUAGACGGAUUCUUCACACGACCUUUCAUGAUCUUCCUGCAGCUGCUGUAGGACUAAUGGACACCUUACUUUCCAUAAAAGCUGAAUAUAGAGGGACUGCAGCUCUUGCUCUUCAGAAUGAGUUUUUCACAACAGAACCAUUUGCUUGUGAUCCCUCAAGUUUGCCACAAUGCCCCCCCAGAAAAGAGAUCGAUGCAAAAAAGACUGAAAUCGAGGGGAGUAGGGUCCGGAGUUAUGCACGAGAUAAAAGUGUAAGGGCAGUUCCAGCACCUGAAGCUAAUGCAGAAUUAAAGAGUAACAUAGACAGAAGACAACUCAUUGCCCAUUCAGAAACCUGGAAUAGGCUUGAAAAAACAAACGAAUAUGUCUCAGGAUGUGUUAUAAAUGAAGGAACAAACUCUUCUACAUUUUUUCAGGUGUCCAGCAGAAAAGAGGGCUCAGAGAAUUAUACUCAGAGAGAGAUAAGGAAAGAACCAAUUCAUGAUAUCAAAGGAAAGAAAAAGUGGUCAGGUCCAUUACCUGUUCCAUCAGAUAAAAUGCAUGAAUCAGAAGGCCUUGACUUGGUGGAAGACGAUCAAUAUUUUGGUCCACUUCCAUCUGCAUCAAAACCAAUCGAUGUGGAUAAAAUAAUUAGAGAGCAUGACCGACAGAUCCAAGAAUCUGUUGAACGUGCCAAGCAACAGAAGAAACUAGCUAAAGCUCGGUAUUGAGGUAUGAAAACAACAAUGAAAAACCAAUAUUAGCUGCUUGGAUAUUCACAGGUUGUCAAUCAGUACUAUGUGACCUUUUGUGCCUCAUAUUGUCUCUUAGAUGCACUGAAGCAAAUGUAUAAGUGUAUCU
Messenger RNA from Solanum tuberosum (potato), 3283 nucleotides. Its product is annotated as probable serine/threonine-protein kinase At1g54610. Gene Ontology annotation, biological process: protein phosphorylation; positive regulation of transcription elongation by RNA polymerase II. Gene Ontology annotation, molecular function: ATP binding; RNA polymerase II CTD heptapeptide repeat kinase activity. Lineage: Eukaryota; Viridiplantae; Streptophyta; Magnoliopsida; Solanales; Solanaceae. The transcript has a single exon. Bases 1453 to 3153 code for a protein of 566 amino acids. Gene Ontology annotation, cellular component: nucleus; cyclin-dependent protein kinase holoenzyme complex. The record is from RefSeq and is a predicted model, not a curated record.